Messenger RNA from Sander lucioperca (pikeperch), 2606 nucleotides. RefSeq lists its product as uncharacterized. Lineage: Eukaryota; Metazoa; Chordata; Actinopteri; Perciformes; Percidae. Bases 90 to 1757 code for a protein of 555 amino acids. Gene Ontology annotation, molecular function: transmembrane signaling receptor activity. The transcript is spliced from 8 exons. Gene Ontology annotation, biological process: cell surface receptor signaling pathway. The record is from RefSeq and is a predicted model, not a curated record.
GACUCAAAACAGUCAGUCAGGGUUUGGUCACUUCUCAACGCCUUUAGUCACUGAGUUGUUUCACUCGUUUGUGUUACUCUGGCAGGGUCAUGAGGGGGGUACAACAUCUGCUGCUCCUGGCAGUGUUCGCACUUCUGGCAAGAUGUCAGCAAAAGCCACAAGUUUCUAUGUCACCCAUACUCAAGCAGAUCUUCUCUGGGGACUUAUUUUUUCUGAGAUGUAACAACACCACAAGUGGGAGCGGAGUGACAUGGUACUACAACGAUAUCAAACAAACAUUGACAAACGACACCUGGAAGAUAGGAGCUGCCUCACCCAAGCACUCAGGCUCUUAUCAAUGCGAGAGCGGGCAAAGGAGUGACAGUUUCUCCAUCAAAGUCCUGGAUUACGUUCCCAGUGCCUCACUCACCAUCGUGGCAGGCCAGCCAGUGGUUCGGACGGAUGGUUCUGUUGUCCUGCAGCUUGAACAUGAGGAUGGUCUGAAUGGUUGGAAAUGCUUUGUCGAUAGGGGAGGGCAGACCAAGAAGAUUAAAUUGAAGUUGAGGAAUGACAGUUUGAGUGUGGUCUUUCAACCCAAGAGACUGAACGUACCGGAGAUCAUUUUCUGGUGUACUGAUACUAACGAACAACACAGAAGUAACCAAAUCACAGUCAGGACCUCAGUGAAGGACGUAUCGCUGGAAAUGUAUCCUCUGCCUGCUGUAGUUGGGGAGAGUCUGAUUCUGAAGUGCCUUGCCUGGGGCACAGAUCAAAUAAGUCACACUGUUUUCUACAAAAACAAUUCAAUCAUUCUUGAAGGUCUCAGGUCCACCUACACAAUCUCUGAUGUGACAGAAUCUGCAAUGGGAAGUUAUAAGUGUGGUGCCACCUUCACACACAAGGCGCGCACUGAAGGGCCCCCAUACAAAGUGGUCUCUGAUGAUCAAGAUGUGUUUGUCCAAGCGCCUCCUAUGAAGGCAUUUCUCACUGCAAACACUGGCUUGUCAUGUUCUUGUCCACUUUGUCCCGAUAGUAGCUCCUAUCGUUGGUACUACAAGAAUAAUUAUCAGCCAUGGGCACUGAAGGAUUACCACCAAUGGAUAAUGCCAAAAGAGAGUGGUACUUAUGCAUGUAGAGCUGUGUGGAGCGACGGGAGGUCUUCUCUCAGCAGUGGUUAUGAUUAUCAAUCUCCGAUAUCCAUUCUAACAGGUGUAGUCAUCGCGCUGGUGAUUCUAGGUUUAGCAGCCGCUGUGUUUUUAUAUCUUAUAAUACGGUAUAAGAAGAGAAAUGCCACAGGACGGAUUUACGAGGAUAUGCCACUGAGGUCACGAGACGAAUAUGAGAUGUUGCAGAAGGGUGCCAAAAGGGAGGGCGAGUAUGACACCCUUCACCCAGAAGCACCAGGCAGACAGAAGAAAGAGGGUGAAUAUGAGGCACUGAAGAAAGAGGAAAUGACAAGUGGAGAGUACCACACUGUUAGGAUGGAGGGGGCAGUUGGUGGAGAGGGAGGGUAUGAAGCACUGAAGAAAGAGGGAAUGAAAGAGGGGGUAUACCACACCCUGGGGAUGGAGGGGGCAGCAGGAGGAGGGGGGGGAUACGAAGCACUGAAGAAAGAGGGAAUGAAAGAGGGGGUAUAUCACACCUUGGAAAUGGAGGGGGUAGCAGGAGGAGGGGGGGGAUACGAAGCACUGAAGAAAGAGGGAAUGAAAGAGGGGGUAUACCACACCUUGGGAAUGGAGGGGGUAGCAGGUGAGGUGAGUGAGAAUACAAAGGAGUAGAGAAGAAGGACAAAGACGGAGAAUAUGAGAUAGUGGAGGAAAAGAUGGAGGGCAAGGCAGAGGAGCAAAAUACUGAGCCAUAAAAGGAAAGAUAGGUCUCAGUAGCUUUUAUGCUUAAGAAAAAUCACUUUUCCCGCAAACUAGAGUAGUCAAGUGAUGUCAAGUGAAGUUAAACAUUGUAGUGCUGUAUAAGAAAUGUAAGUAACUCUGGGUAACUUUGUGUCAUGGAUUUCUGAAUAAAAAUCUAUAGAAUUAUAUGUGUCGGACUAAAAGCCUAGAGAUUUGUAUAAAAUAUAUAAUAAUAGUAAUCAUACGAUGGGCAGGGAGAAAUACUCUGACCUAACAACAAAAGUCAGUUAAAAAAGACAAAAUACAACAAGAUGAUUUUUGUUGCAUAGUGCAGUUACUAAUAAGUGAUGCCCUUCCUUCUCAAUUAUAUUUAUCAUGUUAAUUACAUGGAAUAUUCUGUAAAAUGUAAAUUGCCAUCACAAGUUAGCAGAAAAGAAAAUUAUUCAUUUUGUGAUACCAACAGUCAAACACCAAAUAUUGUAUCAGCUCUGAUCCUGUCAACUAACUAACUUCCAACCUAUAGUAAUCAUAUAUAUAUAUAUAUAUAUACUCCCACUAACAGCAUUAUGAAGAUUUUUCACAAACUGUUUUGAAGGUUUUUUUUUAAUGUGUAUUUUUUUUAUUUUUUUAUUUGUGUUUCCUUAUAAAAUUAUAUAGUUUCAUUUGUAGAUGGAGAAUAGUCUAAUGAUUUGACUUUUGUGUUUUAAAAUGUACUUACCUUACCAACGCUUUUUGUGAUGUUUCUAUAACUUCUGCGGUUGCAUUAAAAUUUAAAAAUGG